Kalmanozyma brasiliensis GHG001 is the source of this 4830-nucleotide messenger RNA. RefSeq names its product Zinc finger, LIM-type. NCBI's taxonomy places the organism in Eukaryota, Fungi, Basidiomycota, Ustilaginomycetes, Ustilaginales. The transcript has a single exon. The record is from RefSeq and is a predicted model, not a curated record. The coding region runs from base 1 to 4830 and encodes 1609 amino acids. Gene Ontology annotation, cellular component: cytoplasm. Gene Ontology annotation, biological process: actin cytoskeleton organization; signal transduction.
AUGUCGGAUCCACGCUACACCAACGGCGCCGAUGCUGAUGCGUCUGGCUCAGCAGCCUGGCAACAGCAGCAACAGCCUUCCGGCUCUUAUCACGCUCAUCGCUCUAAUGCCGCUCACUCCGAAGGCAACACCUCCUCCUACCACUCCAAUCCUGCCGACAACAUGGACGACCUCAACCGUGCUGCUGCAGACAUGAGUGUUGCUGAAUCUUCCCGUUCGGUCGCCGCUGCUGGCGACUCCCAAGUACGCUUUCAACAACCCUCAGGCUCCACUAUCCUAGCCAGCGCUUCCAUGACACCCUCGCGUUCACAAAACCCCAGCACAGGCUCACAGGUCAGCGCGCCGCGCAAUUCGGAUGAAUACGCACAGCAAUCAGCGUUACAGCCAUCUACAUCUUCCAAUGGCGUGGCACCCGAUGCCAACAGCUCGCGAAAUCGUGCGGACAUGGACAGAAUCAAGAGCCGCGCCGUCGAUCCUGGCUGGAGCUGGGAAAGAGAACGCGAAAAGUACGAGGCCGGCGGAUCGCUUCGUUCCAACAGCAUCGAGUCGAGGCCCAGCCUGCCUUCGCGUGGCUCUUCUCGACCCACACCUCGUCUCGACACAAGCGGCGCAGUAGCAAGAGUCAAAGAUGGCUCAGACCCUGGCUCUGCCGGUCGCUCGGGCAUCUCAUCCAACGUCGCCUCGCCGCAGACCCUUCAAGCGCCUCCCAACGCUAUCACUGGUACAGCGCAGCAGCGUGCAGCUCCGCCAGUUGCCUCGCAGAAUGCAGCCCCCACCGCCGCAACCAGCAGUCAAACGAGCGCCGUCGCUCCCAGCCAAGACCAGCCAAAACCGAACCAGACAGCAUCCAACACUGGCAGCUCGAGGCGGCGCGAUCAGACGUGCCAAGCAUGCGGCAAAGUUAUGACCGGCCAAUUCGUCCGAGCGCUCGGCAGCGUCUACCAUCUCGACUGCUUCCGCUGCAAUGACUGUAACAAGGUCGUCGCUGCCAAGUUCUUCCCCGCCACCGACGACAUGGUCGACUCGUCCGGCACAGGCCGUCUUUUCCCUCUUUGCGAGACCGACUACUUCCGCCGCCUCGAUCUCAUCUGCGCCAAAUGCAGCGGCGCGUUGAGAGGAAGCUACAUCACUGCACUCGGCAAAAAGUUCCACGUCGAACACUUUACCUGCUCCGUCUGCCCCACCGUCUUCGGCCCGCAGGACAGCUACUACGAGCAUGACGGCAACGUCUUUUGCCACUUCCACUACAGCACGCGCUUUGCCAUCAAGUGUACAGGAUGCAAGACCGCCAUUCUCAAGCAAUUUGUCGAGAUCAACCGCAACAACACCGACGAGCACUGGCAUCCCGAGUGCUACAUGAUCCACAAGUUCUGGAACAUCAAGCUGUGCCCGACCGGGUCCACACCCAAGGAUGGAGCUGCAGCUCUCGCAGAGGUGGCCGCGGACGGCCAGACAGAAAGUCCUGUCGUCCAACAAGCCAGCGGUCAGGUGGAAGCGGUCGGAUCGGCGCCAGGCCAGACCGCUCCUUCGCGUGCUGAGCCGUCACCAGACGCGACCGAGAUCGAGGCUACGGAAACGCCGUCCAGUCUCAAGCAAAAGCAGAAGCAGAUGGAGGAACGCGUCUACCGCAUUUGGACGGUGCUGUCCGCUUUCGAAGAGAGCUCGGCGGCCUGCAUCUCCGAGAUGCUUCGUCACGUCAGCAGCGGCCGCUAUCUCGGCGGCGUGCGGAUGGCGGAGAAGUUCAUCUUGCAUGUCGAGAUCCUCUUCUCUGCCAUCGACGACCUGGAAGCCAACUUCCGCAAAGAGGAGGCAAAGGGCAUAUCGCACAUCCGUGAAGCAAGGAUGCUCUGCAAGAAGAUCGUCAACUUCUUUUCGCUGCUUUCUCACACGCAAGAAACUGGCGCAAGAAGGAUGGGCAUCACGCAGGAGCUUCUCUCGCUCGUUACGGGUCUCGCGCACUAUCUUAAGAUUCUCAUCCGCAUUGCACUCACAGGCGCGCUCAAGCUCGACCGCGAGUUCUUCAACGAAGAGGCCUUGCAUUGGUUCCUCAGUCAGCUCGCCUUCUCCGCCAAGCUCGGCAGCAUCACCGCCGACGACAAGCAGGGCACCCAGGCCCCCAAUACCAAUACGGUCGGUCCCGAUGGAAAGUGGUACGGCUACCGCUCCCUGCCCCGAUCUACUAGUUCUGGGUCCAACGACAACGGCGAAGCGGCCACCGAUCUCUGCGUGGCAUGUGGCUCCACCGUCGAGGAAGAAUGUAUGCGCAUGGGCGUCAAUCUGCGAUGGCACUCCAACUGUCUCAAAUGCACGUCCUGUCAACGGCCUGCUCUGCGCGAAGGCGCAUCCACGCGCAAGCAACCAGACCCCGUGCCCGGUGCACCAGACGCAUUGCCUGCUUCGCAGUUCGGCCUCGACACGAAGCGCAAGCAGCAAGUCGGAGGUGCUGAGACGCAGAAUGGCUCUCGAUCGUUGUCUGCAGGCUCGUGGUCGCAUGCCUGCUUCUGCCCUGGAUGCACUGGCGGUAUGCAGCUGCGUACAGGCUUCGAAUCGGUCACCAGGCUGGAACAGUACGCCUUCCUCUUGCGAGUGGCGCUCAACCGUCUCUUUGCGCUGCUCCGCAAGCGCGGCGUGGUUCCGCCAUCGCCUCCCGUGGCAGCAUCACGUCAGAUCGGGGAAGGCGAAGCAUCCACUUCCGGCGCAGUGGCACCAGGUGAAGGAGAAGAGGAGCUGUCGAUGCACGAAGCUUACCGCGACUCGCAGGACAUCAAGCGCAUGAAGUCGGUCAACCUCAAUCGCAAGUUGUCGACAAAAGCAAAGGUGCCACGCAUCUCUACUGUGGUGGGCAGUCCGUCAGGUCGACAGACACAGACGUCGGACAUGCAGCGAUCGUCGCCCUCCGACACCGGCCUGCAGGGUGACAGCAGGCACUCGCCACGCCAGACCAGUGCUAACUCCUCGCCGCAGGAUGCUAGCUCGCCCUUCCAGCGCGCCUCGUCUCGCACUCCUUCGCCGGCCAGUCAGGCACGACAAGCACAGCAGCCGCAAGGAUACCAGCAGCAGCCACAGCAGCCACAGCAGGUCUUCCAACCCGUUCAGCAGCAUCUUCCGUUUGCGCUGCCUCCUCACCAGCAACCGCCUCAGUUCGGCGUCGGAUCCUCAGGUCGUGCCGGAUCGCCUCCGAACUUGGAGCCAGGCUCCAUCGUGCCCAUUCGACCUGCCUUUGCACGCCACAACACGGAUGUCAAGAUUCGCGAGGAUGGACCGAUGCGACAGCCAUCGGGUGAUGACACGCAGCGCGACACCAGAAGCGAGGACGGCAUCACGCUCGCUGACAUUCCGCACAUCUUGGAGGCCGAGCAGGCACGAGAGCAACACCGACCCCUGCCGAGCGAAGGCGCGCGUUGCAUCUCGGAGCUGUCGGCGCUCGAGCUGUUCAUCGUCAAGCACAUGGCCGUGAUGUACCUUCAGCAGUCGGCCUUGCGAGACCACGUCAACAUGGACGACCUGAUCGAGUUCAUCGAGACGCGCAAGAACACGUUCUGGGGCAAGUUCUUCAAAGGCGGCAAGGACAAGAAGGAGAUCAAGAAGAAAGGUGUGUUUGGCAUCCCUCUCGAGAUCCUCGUCGAGCGCAACGGUGCCGAUUCGACCCUGGGUGCAAGCGCCGCGCAUCUGCGUGUACCAUCGUUCAUCGACGACGUCAUCUCGGCCAUGAAGCAGAUGGAUCUCUCUGUCGAAGGCAUCUUCCGCAAGAACGGCAACAUUCGUCGCCUCAAGGAGUUGUCGGAAGCGCUCGAUCGCGACAGCUCGUCCGUCAACCUGCUGGACGACAACCCCGUGCAGCUCGCCGCGCUGCUCAAGAAGUUCCUCCGCGAGCUGCCGGACCCGCUCAUGACGUUCAAGUUGCACAAGCUCUUUGUCAUGUCGCAGAAGCUCGAGUCUGAAGCCGAGCGACACCGCAUCCUACACAUGGUGACCAUCCUCUUGCCCAAGGGCCAUCGCGAUACGAUGGAGGUGCUGUUCGCGUUCCUCAAGUGGGUGGCGUCUUUCUCGCACAUCGACGAGGAGACGGGCUCCAAGAUGGACCUGCCCAACCUGGCCACGGUGGUCUGCCCGAACAUCCUCUACAGCAAAGGCACCGAUCCUACGAAGGACGAGACGUUCCUGGCCAACCGCGCCGUGUCAUACAUGCUCGAGCAUCAGGACGAGAUCUGGAAGGUGCCGGAGGAGCUCGAAGCCGUGUUGCAGGACAAGGACCUGAUGAACGCCUCCGCGGACCUGACGUCGCGGGACAUCCUCAAGAAGUGCGAGCGCCUCGUGCGACAACGGCAGCAGCGCGGAGGUGUUGGAAUGGGUCGCAAUGGCAGUGGGACCGGUGGACCAUUGCACUCGGGCGAGAUGCAGAACCGCCACCGACCCGACGUACACCCGCCGACGACGAUGCGCCAGGUCCAACAGCAACGCGAGCAGAUGAUGCAGCAUCGUCAAUUCUCUAACGGCGCUAUCCCGGCUCCGGUGGGCAUCGACUAUUCGCGCAGCCCCGACACCCAAGGCCCUCCUUGGUCGGCCGGCGCUGUACCAGGCGCUGGAUUCGGCGCGAGCCCCACCGACCGCGCCCCGCUCAGCACGACGCCGCAGAAACAGGGCUAUGCAGUCGCGAAUGGCCACGGCAACCAGGGCUACUAUCCGCCACAAGGACAGCAGCAGAUGAUGCGCGGCCAGAACUCUGGCCAAGGAUACCCGCAGCCGCAGCAGAGCAGCUCCCAGGAUCACCCAUACAACCGCUUCUACAGGGGCAAUGGGGGUGGGGGCAUUGAGCAGAACAUCAGUUAG